Messenger RNA from Mytilus californianus (California mussel), 1551 nucleotides. RefSeq names its product gigasin-6-like. Bases 138 to 1544 code for a protein of 468 amino acids. The record is from RefSeq and is a predicted model, not a curated record. The transcript is spliced from 5 exons. NCBI's taxonomy places the organism in Eukaryota, Metazoa, Mollusca, Bivalvia, Mytilida, Mytilidae.
AUAUACAAGUACCAAUUGUCAUUGAUAGUUAUUUAUAGUUACUGGAGAUGCAUGAAUUAUAAAUACAUGGAAGAUUAUCACAUACACCUGUAUUUAUUCUUGCAUCCUAAUGAAAACACUGUAUAUUAUACUUAAAAAUGUUUCGAGUUUUUCUGUUAUAUUCGUUCGUUUCCUGUCUUAGUGGACAAGAAAACGUCCAAAUCGAUCAAGUACUGAAGGACACUUUCGAUUGCAAGUUUAAAUCUAACAAAACCGUAGGUCUGACAGUGUCUGUUGUCAGAUCAGACAAAGUUCUGUUUGUUGGAGGAUAUGGCUUUGUGGAUUUAGAAAAGAAGACGCCUGUGACAGGGGAUACACUUUUUCAAGUAGCAUCACUGUCAAAAGCAUUCGCAAGUGUUCUGCUUACAAAGCUAAUAGAAGAGAAAACAAACUAUACCUUGGAUACAAGACUAAAGAAAAUUCUACAUGGAAAGGAGAUUUUCUACGACAGUUUAAGAUCCAACUAUGUCACUCUACGAGAUUUGCUGUCCCACAAAAUAGGUAUCCCGAAACAUAAUGAGAUGAGAUUUGACACUGAUCUUACCCGGAAAAAUCUAGUAUCUCGACUUAAAUAUCUGAAACCAGAGGGUGUUUUUAGAGGUAGUUACAUGUAUAAUAGUUUGAUGUAUGGAGUCGUCACCCGACUUGCUGAGAUCAUAGGCAAAGAUACAUGGGAGAACCUAGUAACCAAGCACAUAUUUGAACCGUUAGAAAUGAAUACAUCAACAUUUGCUACAACAGCAGACCUAGAAAAGCUUUUGCUGGCAAAAGGAUACGUCGAAUAUUACGGUGAACUCCAUCCGGUUCAAUAUAACUUUACAAGGCAAUAUGGUGAAAUAGGUGGAUCAGGGUGCAUACUUUCUACUGCCAAUGACAUGUCUAAGUGGACACGAUUCUUUUUAAAUGGAGGAAAGCUUCAAAACGACACCAGAUUGAUUUCAGAACAGGCCUUUAAAGACAUAACAACCCCUGUCAAUACCAUACCAUAUACUUACACCCACAAAUACUUCUCCAUGCCGGAAAUACCAGUCACGAAUAUUCAAAACAACUACGCACUGAGUUGGAGAACUGGAUAUUAUAGAGGGUACAGAAUGGUUGUCCAUACUGGCUCAACAUGGGGAUAUAGAGCAAUGAUAUCUUGGUACCCUGAGGCUGAUAUUGGCAUUUUUGUAGCAUUUACUGGAAAUGAUCCAAAUUACUUAUACAGACUAACAUUACAUAAUUAUAUAUUUGAUGUGUACACUGGUCAUAUCCCAUAUCUAAAUACAUCAACCAUAUGUACUUAUCCUGAACCAUGGUUAAAAUCUGACAUACCAAUAGUAAAACCUAACUAUCCAAAAGACAGAAAAACAACAAGAAAACAAACAGAAUACAUUGGGAUGUAUCAACACCAAGCCUAUGGUAAAAUUAAGAUUGUCAAACACACAAAUAAGAAUAAACUGAAAUUGAUAUAUGGUUAUUUGACCUUUGAGCUCUAUCCUUCAGAAACUAAGGAUGAGUUUUAAGGCGACA